Molecule: messenger RNA, 553 nt
Organism: Saprolegnia diclina VS20
Lineage: Eukaryota; Oomycota; Saprolegniomycetes; Saprolegniales; Saprolegniaceae
Exons: 4
Coding region: 38-448 (136 amino acids)
Source: RefSeq, a predicted model, not a curated record
CUUCAUUCUGCUCCGGUUUCAUAACGUUCAAGUUACCAUGAGUCGGUCGGCGGCCACCCGCCUGGUCGAGAGCGACGACGACGACGAGUAUGGCAACAACAGCCAGCACGACGUGGUCUUGAGCCGCGAAGACUUCGACUUGCUGCAGGCGUUCCACAAGCUCAUUCCAGUGCCGGCGCUCGCGUCCGGCAUCACGCGCGUCGUGUGCGACGAAGAGCUCCAAGUUGGCGACGAAGCGAUGCCGGCGCCUGGUCCCGAGGUCGACGACGUGCCCGAAGCAGCCUCGCUGAGCGCGAGUGCAUCGCACGUCUCGAUCGUCCGGCGCCUCUCGCGGUCCUCGACGCCGGAGGGCGUCUUGCGACUGACCAAGCCGUUGACCAAGGAGGUCGACCUCGCCAAGUUUACACCGCGCCAGCCCCAGCCACCGCGCACGCCCAAGCGUACCUAGUCUCAGCGAUACAACCGUGCACGCCUCUUCUAUGCCCAUGAUCCAAGCAAAUGCAAACAAAGGAAAGAGAAUGAACACGAGAGAUUCACAUGAGAACGCUCCAGA